GGGGAGGAGGUGCUGGGCGCCGUGCGGAGCGGGAAGAGCGUCUUCUUCACCGGCUCUGCAGGGACUGGGAAGUCGUUCCUGCUGAAGAGGAUCGUGGGCUCCCUCCCUCCGAACAUCACCUACGCUACGGCCAGCACGGGCGUGGCGGCUUGUCACAUCGGCGGCACUACUCUCCAUGCCUUUGCAGGGAUCGGCUCUGGGAAGGCACCGCUGGAGCAGUGCAUUCAGCUGGCAGAGCGGCCAGGGGUGCGCCAGCAUUGGCUGGCCUGCCAGCACUUAAUUAUUGAUGAGAUCUCAAUGGUGGAUGGCAAGUUCUUUGACAAGCUGGAGGCAGUGGCAAGGGCAGUCAGAAAACGGGAUGAGCCUUUUGGAGGAAUUCAGCUAAUUAUCUGUGGGGAUUUCUUACAGCUACCCCCAGUCUGCAAGGCUAAUGAAGAAACCAAGUUCUGCUUCCAGGCAAAAAGCUGGAGAAAAUGCAUCCACAUAAACAUGGAGCUGACUGAAGUGCGGAGACAGACUGACAAGACCUUUGUCUCACUCCUCAGUGCAAUCCGUUUAGGCAGGUGCACAGAGGAGGUUACCAGACUGCUGAUGCAGACGGCUGCUCACAGGUCUGAGCGUGAUGGGAUCCUGGCUACGCGGCUCUGCACCCAUAAAGAUGAUGUAGAAAUAACCAAUGAGAGACGCUUGCAACAGCUGCCAGGAGAAGUGCAUGUGUUUGAGGCUUUGGACAGUGACCCAAUGCUAGUGAAGUUAAUUGAUGCUCAGUGUCCUGUGGGUGGUAGAGUUGAGCUAAAGCUCGGAGCUCAGGUGAUGUUAGCAAAGAAUCUGGAUGUGUCUCAGGGGCUGGUGAAUGGAGCACGAGGUGUUGUUGUAGGGUUUGAAAGUGAACAGAAGGGGCUGCCUAAGGUGAGGUUUCUCUGUGGGGUCACACAGCUCAUAAAAAUGGAAAAAUGGGUCAUCAAAGGACCAUCAGGAGUUCAUCUGAGUCGUCAGCAAUUACCUUUAAAAUUGGCAUGGGCCAUUUCCAUUCACAAGAGUCAGGGCAUGUCUUUGGACUGUGUGGAGAUCUCCCUGUCUCGUGUCUUUGAGAGUGGGCAGGCUUACGUAGCCCUGUCCCGAGCCCGGAGCCUCGCAGGGCUCCGUGUUCUGGAUUUUGACCCAAAAGUAGUGAGAGCUGAUCCUGCUGUGCUGCAGUUCUACAGACAGCUGAGACGUCAUCAGCUUCCAACCCAGGGUUCACUACACACCCAUUCAGAGGUUGAUGAGAAGGAGAACUGAAAAUGCAACUGAGAAUUGUCUUCUGGUUUCUGUGAGGUGUCAGCACAGACUGCUGAGAUGCAGCCACCUUGUUGUUGUGUAUAUUUGAUAACAUAGACAAAGUCAUUGGAGAUUUUUUAGAUCUUUGCUUCAUUCAGCUGACUCUGGAUAUGUAGAACUAUCCCUACCUCACAUUCCUGGAAUUUGGAAGGCUUCUGCAGACCCCUUCUGAGCCCCCAGCCUUGAGUACUCCUGUGUCACAAAAGCAACUCUAGCAAACAAAAUGACUGAGCAAGGAUGUGCCUGAGGGAUGUUUCUACAGUUUUAUCUUGUCUGAGGGACCUUCCUACCGUUCUCUCCUGCCUGCUACUUCUAUUUUAUUCUCUGCACAUACAGAUUGAAACCUGUGUGCCUUUCUUCAAGUAUACCACUGUUGAGAGAUGGAAAGUGUGUGUCCUCUUUGCUUGGAUGGAUUGUUCACAGGAGCUGCUGACACAAGGGAAAGCAUUGCUAAAUAUCUGGAAUACUUGAUUUGCCUGCAAGAGCAGAGCUGUUCUUGCUGCCUGACACUAGAAGGCUUUGCCUAACUUCUUCCACAAGCAGAAUUGUCAGAGUUGCACAUUGCCUGUUAUGCUGAUACAAACAUUUUUAUUAGUCUGUUGCAUACAAUGAGGUGAUUCUUUUUCAACUUUUUGAGAUGAGCUGGCACUAUUUAAAAAUAGGAGGAAGUCCUACAUCUUAUACCCAUAAUUAUGGAAUAUAAGAACUGUGAAGUUUCAUUACCCCAUGAACAAGAAGGGGGUGAGGAGAUGGGUGCUGGUAGGACCCUCUCUUGUUUAAACACAUUCAGAUGGGAGUUUCUC
Ficedula albicollis (Collared flycatcher) is the source of this 2123-nucleotide messenger RNA. It is a transcript of the gene PIF1, whose product is annotated as PIF1 5'-to-3' DNA helicase. Lineage: Eukaryota; Metazoa; Chordata; Aves; Passeriformes; Muscicapidae. Gene Ontology annotation, molecular function: DNA helicase activity. The record is from RefSeq and is a predicted model, not a curated record. Gene Ontology annotation, biological process: DNA repair; telomere maintenance. The transcript has 11 exons. The annotation marks the transcript as partial.